GUAACCUCACCUCCCACCUCGAAACCCGGAGCCCAAAUUACACGGAAAAACGUUAAAAACGGUGGGUGCCGUCCCCGAGCGGGACGCGUACCAUCAGCCUCCUCCUCCGCCUCUUUCACUCCCCUCCCCCCUCUUCCAAUCCAUCCCCGUCUCCCCUCUCAUAAUUUCUUUCCCAAUCCCUAGAUCUUUGAUCCCUCCCUCACCAAAGAACCAUCGUUUAGGCUCCAUCAUGGGCUCGGAGAUCCUUCCCUGCUCCGCCGCCGUCGCGGAUCUCGCCGGCGAAGGGCCCCCGUCAUUCAGGAUCUUUAUAGGGUACGACCCUCGGGAGGACGCGGCCUUCGAGGUGUGCCGCCACUCCCUCCUGAAGCGCUCCUCGGUUCCGCUCGAGAUCCACCCCAUCAAGCAGUCGGAGCUCCGGGCUGCCGGGCUCUUCUGGCGCGAGCGCGGCCCCACCGAGAGCACCGAGUUCUCCUUCACCCGUUUCCUCACCCCCCACCUCGCCGGAUUCCAGGGGUGGGCCAUGUUCGUCGACUGCGACUUCCUCUACCUUGCCGACAUCAAGGAAUUGAUCGCCCUGAUCGACGACAGGUACGCGAUCAUGUGCGUCCAUCAUGAGUACGCCCCCAAGGAGACGACCAAGAUGGACGGCGCCGUCCAGACGGUGUACCCGCGCAAGAACUGGUCGUCCAUGGUGCUUUACAACUGCGGCCACCCCAAGAACCGGGCGGCGCUCACCCCGGAGGCCGUCAGCACCCAAACCGGGGCCUUCCUCCACCGCUUCACGUGGCUCGACGACGCCGAGAUCGGCGAGAUCCCCUUCGUCUGGAACUUCCUCGUCGGCCACAACAACGUCGAUCCCAACGACCCCACCACGUUCCCGAAGGCGAUCCAUUACACCACGGGCGGGCCGUGGUUUGAGAGGUACAAGGAUUGCGAGUUCGCCGAGCUCUGGCUCCAGGAGCUGGAGGAGUUGAACAAGGAAAAUACGAAAAUAGCCGCUGCUUAGGUGACAAUGAUUAACAUUGCACAGGAUAAGUAGCAAGAUUAAGAUUCCUGCUAAUUAGCAUUCUACUAUUCUUUUUGUUGUGAAAUGUUUUUCCUAUGGUUGUUUGGUGCAUUCUGGAUCAUGAUACGGAAGCAGUAGAUUGAUGUUUUCUGUUCUCUAAUAAGUGAAUUGAAAUGGGAAAUGUGGCUUAUUUUGGCUUGUAAAGUUUAAUGGGUGCUUCCCAUUGAUUUCGAUUCGUGUGUUUUGAUGCCGUUUAUUGUUCUUUAAUUCAAUAAGGUGCAAUUUUGCUUAGUAACUGA
Molecule: messenger RNA, 1305 nt
Organism: Phoenix dactylifera (date palm)
Lineage: Eukaryota; Viridiplantae; Streptophyta; Magnoliopsida; Arecales; Arecaceae
Source: RefSeq, a predicted model, not a curated record